UACUAUAGUUGCCCUAGAGCGUCGAGAUUCAAAAUGCUCUCUUUCAACGGGCACUCUUGUCAUGGUCUUUCGAGCUUGAGGGCGAGCGAGUGAGCGAGCGAGGGAAUCCAGGAGAGAGGUAGAGAGAGCGAGGGAGAGGGAGCAUGGGGAGAAGAAGGGGAAGAUACGAAGCCAAAGAAGUAGAUGAAGCGAGAGAGACGGAAAAACGAGUGGGCGAUCCUGAUUCCGACGAAGGAGCCGACGAGACUGAGCCGGCGAAGGGUUUCUUCGCUUGCUAUCUUCUCUGCUCUUUAAGCCCUCGCCACAAGGGCCGCACCUAUAUUGGGUUUACUGUGAAUCCUCGGCGAAGAAUUAAACAACAUAAUGGUGAGAAGAGUUGUGGUGCAUGGAGGACAAAGCGUGGUCGGCCAUGGGAGAUGGUUCUAUGCAUUUAUGGUUUUCCAUCUAAUGUUUCUGCUCUUCAGUUUGAAUGGGCAUGGCAGCACCCCAGAGAAUCUCUAGCUGUUAGAAAAGCUGCUUCAAGUUUUAAAUCCCUCUCAGGCUUGGCUAAUAAAAUUAAGCUUGCCUAUUCAAUGCUCAACCUCCCAUCCUGGGAGAACUUAAACCUCACAGUGAACUUCUUUUCAACAAAAUACACAAAACAUAUAGCUGGUUGUCCAAGGUUGCCAAAUCAAAUGAGGUUCAACAUUUGUUCCAUGGAUGAUCUCCCUUGCUAUGCUAAAGGGCAUGCUUUACAUCGCAGCAGUGAUGUCUUUGAUGAAGCUGAUGGAGAAGAAGAUAUCAAUGAAGACAUAAACAUGCCUGCAUCAGCAGAUGUUACAAUUGAAGGAAUGAAUAGAAAUAUCAAUCAGAUGGGAAAUACUGUAUCCUACAAUUGUGAACAAACUUUGCAGUCUACUGAAGAAUGCUAUGGAAACUUAUACUCUAAUUCCAGAAUACUACUGGAGUCGAGUGAGUUUACUGAACCUUCCCAGUCCCCUAGAAGAGUCAUUGAAUGCAGAAGAGGCGCUUCAACCAGCCUAAGUCCCAAUUCUUGCAGUGAAGAUAGUGGAAUGGAUCAGGCUAGACAGAAAUCAACUCCAAGAAGUUCUGAUAAUGAAGCAAUGACCAGUAGCUUGCUUCUCUCUCCCAAAGUCGACGUGAUAAACCUAUGCACACCAUCCAGCGGCGUUAUUCGAUCGAAGACGAAGCGAGCUUUGUUUGACUCGAUAAUAAUUGAUCUAACCGAUUCGCCGAUGGUUAUUCAGCUUUAAAGCUAGUAACUGGAUAUUUGCAGCACAUUACAACUUGUAUUGUGGUGCUGGAUGUUCUUUGGUCUUGAAUGUGAUUGCUAAAGUCUUGCUUGAUAAGGUCAAGAAGUUGGGUCAUGGAACAGUUUUCUUAUGUUAUUGAGAGGUAGAGGCUUCAUUAACUUCCUUCUGCAAUAAAGGGAUUGAUUAUUGGAAUAGUUUGUUAAAUAUUUUGCCAAUUUUUUAAAUAUGAGCUAUUUGCAAUGCUUUACUA
Molecule: messenger RNA, 1503 nt
Organism: Dendrobium catenatum
Lineage: Eukaryota; Viridiplantae; Streptophyta; Magnoliopsida; Asparagales; Orchidaceae
Product: structure-specific endonuclease subunit SLX1
Exons: 4
Coding region: 144-1253 (369 amino acids)
Biological process (GO): double-strand break repair via homologous recombination
Cellular component (GO): Slx1-Slx4 complex
Molecular function (GO): crossover junction DNA endonuclease activity; 5'-flap endonuclease activity
Source: RefSeq, a predicted model, not a curated record